GCGGGCCGGGCUCGGCGGAGGCUGGGGAGGCUGCGGAGGAGGCUGCGGAGGCUGCUGCGGAGGAUGGAGGCUGCGGAGGAGCUGCGGGAGCUGCGGGCGCUGGUGGAGCGGGCGGGCGGGCGGCGGGCAGUGCUGCUGGUGGCCGAGGUGGCCGAGGGAGCUCCGGUGGCCUCCACCUUGGCCUCGUUCGCCCGAGACUUGCUGGGAGACGAGGCUCCUCCGGCACCGGGACCGACCCCGGGCUGCCCGUCCCGCUCCCGGUGCCGGUCCCGGGGCGGAGGGCGUCGGGCGCUGUCAGCGGGUCUGCUGCUGGUGCUGUGCCGCGGCGGGGCGGCGAGGGGCCGAGGGAACCGGGCACGGCUGCGGGAGGUGGUGCGGGACGUGCGGGGUCGCCUCCCCCCGGGGCCGCCGCCCGCCGCCGUCGUCGGUGUCCUUCUGCCCGGGGGGGACGGGGAGGACGCGGCGGUGCUGGACGCCACCCUCCGCCGCCACUUCCCGGCCCCGGGAACCGUGCAGGGGGCUCGCUACAGCCCCGGCAGCCCCGCAGCCCUCCAAGAGUGCCGUGCCGCAGCGUGCCGAGCUCUGCGAGCAGCCCUGCAGCACCCCGCAGAAGAGGAGAAGGAGAGGGAGAGGUGGAGGCUGCCUGCCUUCCUGCAGUGCGCUUCUUGGAGCCGGAGGAGCUGGAGAAAAGGCCACAUAUCAAAAGAUGAGAACAAUGUUCAUGAAGAUGACCAGCAGGACCCCCAGGAAGUGGCUCUGACCAGCCUGUCUGCCAACGGAAACUACGAAGAAGCUGCUGGAGGCGCGGGCACCUAGAGCAUGUCCUGGUCCUGCCUGGCUGGUGUGGAGCAGUGGGAGGAGGAGCUGCUGUGUGCCCGCUCACCCUCUCCUCGCAGAGCCCACUGCUCCGAGGAGAUGCUGGAAUUCGCCAGGGUCUUCCACGGCUGCCAACAGCCUCCGAGGUCCAUGCCAGAGCCACCCCCUGCCCUGCGCCCUGCUGCCCCAGGGUGCCUGCAGCUGCUGGUGGACACUGGGCUUUGGAGAAGCCCCUUGGGAAUGUACCCUGGGCAAGGUGACGUGGGGACUUUGGGACUUUGAUGAAGAAAGGGGAAUGCUUGCUAAUUUAGAGCAAAAUUCCCCACUGAGAUUGCCGGGCUGGCCUCCCAGGCAAACAGUCUGCUGCCUUGUUUUCAUGCUUUAUCGCUGUUUUAAAGUUCCUGCCCUCUCUCUGAUCAAGAAAAAAAAAAGGAAAAGACAACACGGUGGCAUGGAGACUGCAGUGGGACUAAAUAUAAGGUCUUGGCGAGCUGAAAAGGCUUAGAGAUAGAUAAGCGAUGUGAAGAAAUGUUUAAGCAGUUCCAAAAGGCUACCCGUAGUCUGUGGAGCAACAAAACUACAAAUCCUUGGUUUACAGGAAAUGUAUAAUGGAAUACCUGUUUUAUGCUUAUUUUAAUGCAACACAGAACGGGUCUUGUUCCGCUUUUGGCACAAGCUGCUGGGCUUUCUUUGCUCCUGACUGUCCCUUUGGAGUUUCACCCAGCUCAGGCCAGAACCUUCAAGCCCCUCACGUCCUGCCUCCCUGUUCCUUGCUGGGUGAUGGCAGUGCGUCCUCCCUGUGUGUCCGUCUGUCUUCUUUCUCACUUCUUUUUCCCAGUGGCAGCAAAGCAUCUGAAGUACUGCCGGCUCCAGCCAGCACGCCCCUCCAGCUGCGUGCCUUUGGCUUUUCUCUAGCUCUUACCCAAAGCAGGGGCUGGGUUUGUUACCCGGCUCUGCGACUGUCAGCGGUCUUUCCGUGCCUCAGUUUCCCCACCAGCAGCGUGGGGAUGGCAACACCUUGCCUACCUCACCAGGGUGACGACGUUGCCCUUCAUGAUGGUGCUGCUCUGCCCUUUGGGCUGGGAGAGGUGAAUCUUUGUUUUCUUGCAGUAUUUGGCUUUUGCCACCCAGAAUGUACCAAUGAAGAAGCGACCCGCAAAAGAUCUGCAGUUAAACCUCAGUGUUACAAAUCCAAUGGAUUUAUUUACUGGAAAUUUAUAGGUAAAUCACUGCACCUUUCCCUCGCACUGAAAUUUGCAUUGAAACUCAUGAAGCGCAAGUGGUAUCGAGAGGGGUGAGUGGGAAUGCGUUUGACCCCAAGUAUUUUCUUUUUUCCUUUGGCUGAGGAUUGAAGUAACAUUUUUUUUUUUUUUUUUUUUUUCCCCUGCAUUAAGUGGUACAUGAUGGUGCUGCAUUAAAUUUUACAUGUUUAAUUGAUUUCCUAAUUCAAGGGCUCUGUUUCUGUGUCUGCUGUAAAGAAUAAAGACAUUUAAUUGCUGAA
Oxyura jamaicensis (ruddy duck) is the source of this 2317-nucleotide messenger RNA. RefSeq names its product chromosome 9 C2orf72 homolog (gene C9H2orf72). The coding region runs from base 64 to 816 and encodes 250 amino acids. NCBI's taxonomy places the organism in Eukaryota, Metazoa, Chordata, Aves, Anseriformes, Anatidae. The transcript has 3 exons. The record is from RefSeq and is a predicted model, not a curated record.